CGUACAGCUCAUACGGAUCGGCGGGUACUUUAUCCACAGUGUCCGGUGCUAAUUAAUGGCAUUUUUUAUACGAUUAGUGCCGCCUAUUAGGAUAUGUAACUGUUACUGCAUAAGACAGCCCAUUAGUUCAUAAGCUCACUGAAAAAAAAAAAACUGAAAUUAAACCAAUUGAUAAUCAGAAUCAAAAAUCGUUAAUCAAAAUCGAAGUAAAUUCAAUUUUAGUCAAGGCAAUUAAAUCGAAAGUGUUAAGACUUCAAAACAUUCCUUAGUGAAAAUUUACGACACAAGCACUGCAAAUCAAAUUGAGAACAAUUUCAAUCACAAUAAAAUCAAAAAUCAAAAGAAAGCAUUUAAUUGAGUUACUAUCGAAUUGCCAUCUGCAAAAUGACGAAAGCUACAGCAAACGAUAUCAAAAACAAAAACGUUAAAAAAGCGUACGAAAUGCGCAUAAAACAGAGAAGUGAGUUGAAAAAUUACUGGACACCCUCCCGGUGUGCCAAGAUUUCAAUAGAUCUAUGUGCAGUCGGUUAAAUUGUAGAUUCGUUCAUUUAACUGAAGAUGACAAGGUUGAAGUAUGUGAUCAACGUGUGGCUGUGUGUCGCGACCAUGCCAACGGCCAAUGCAGACGUAAGCAAUGUAAAUAUUAUCAUAUACCGAUCGUAUUGCCGCCGGCGAAUGUUAUGGCUGCGAUCAUUAAUACGAACAACAACAACAACAAUACUAAUAACAGCAUGCAUAGCAACAGCAGCAGCAGCAUUAGCAGCAAUGCAAGCAGCCAUGGCAGCAGUAACAACAACAACAACAACAACCACAACCAGAACAAUCAAUUGCAUACAAUCUCACAACAGCAGCAACAGCAACAGCAACAGCAACAACAAAAGCAGGCACAUGAACAUUAUCAGCAGCAUGCCAAGUCAACAGCAGCAGCGACAGCGACCGCAACGACUGGCAUUGCCACCAAUUACAAUAAUAAUUUGAUAAUAAUCGAACCGCAGCAACAUCAUCUUCACCAGCAACAACAACAACAACAACAACAACAGCAACAACACUACAAUUAUCUACACAACAACAAUUACACGACAACACAUUACAGCCCGAGUAAUAGCAGCAGCAGCAGCAGCUCCGCUAACAACAACAAUAGCAAGCACGUCACGCAUACGAUCUACCAACAACAACCAGCCACUUUCCAUCUACCACACUUCACCUGCCAUUCGCCCUACUCACCAUCCUCAGCAUCCUCAUCGUCAUCCUGUUCCAUCGCCACCUCGCCCACAGCGCUCACUUCUGCGACCGCAACGCUGCCGACCACAUCCACGGUGACCAUGCCCACUGCUAUUGCCACCAUACCAGCAGCACAGCCACCACCACAUGCCACUGCCUAUCUGAAGGCGACGCCGUCACAUCUUACCGCAUACGCCAGCAGCGGCGCUUAUGAAUUGACCACGGGCGCGCCCACAUUGUUGCUCAGCAGCGAUUACAAUUCGAAUUGCAUUCCAAUUUUGGCAGCGCACCAACAGCAACAACAACCGCAAUCACCGUUGGCCACAGCAGCAUCAUACAUUUAUCCGCCGUCCGGUAUACAUCAUCAGCAGCAUAGCGCCGCUGCAGCGCAACAACAUUUAAUGAAAUACGCCGCAGCUGCCGCGGCACAGGCGGCACAACAUCAAUUCCAUUAUGCUGCCGCGCCACAAAUACUGACCGCUGCAGCGCCGCAACAUAUGUUAGCGACAGCAGUGACAUCGACCGCCACAGCGCCGCAUACGCAUGUGUUGAGUGGCGUGGCAACAACAACUACGCCGCUUGUGGUGGCCACUACAACGGCGGCUGGCGCGGCCACAAGCGCGCCGGUGGUAGGCGGUUGCAUAUGAAAUGCGCAAGGCGGCAGUAGCAGCAACUGUGCAUACCAGCAGCGACAGCAGUAUACGCCUUGGGAACAACAAGAACCAGCAGCAUUACAAUAUCAGUGGCAACAUCAACAACAGCAAUUCAUUUACAUGGGCAAUAAUGGCGGCGUUUAAGCGCGCGCUCGAAACUUUGCACUCAACGCGCCGCGCCUGACUUGACGCUCGCGCAGUGCUUCAUAAGCAUGCGCGCGGCACGGUACAUCGCACACGAUGUGCCCGACGUAAGUUGUCAACAACAUUUCCAAAUCACACUCGAAUAUUUUAGCAAUAAGCACCACAUAUUCACGUACCUAGUUAUAAUAUGUUUAUGUAUGUCUGACAGACAGCUGAGAUUGGUUGUCAGCCGCGCCGCUAUGUAUGUGUUAGUGAGCGGUUAUGUUUUUGUUAAUUCAAAUUUGUUUUAUUUCUAAUUAUUUCUAUGUACUCAGUUUGUUAAAUAUUUAAUAUUUACUGUUUUAUUUUGUUAUUAAAAAAAAAAAUAUUAAAAAAUAUACUCAUUGUAACUUGUUUAUAUAGACUUAUAAGUAUCAAUUAGCAAUUAAUGAUUACCGAUUGUCUAUUACCCAUCAUCAAGUAAUUUAUGUAGUAUAUACUCGUAUGUAUAUAAUCUAGUAUAUAAUUUUGCGUGUUGCAAGUUGAAACAAAACGAAUCUUAAAUAUGAUACACGAUAUACUCGUUAAGAGCAAUAGUUUACAAUUAUUUUCUUUAUAAUGUUGUUCCUUUUAAUUUUUCAUAUUUUUUGUAUUGAUCACUGGCGGGUUAACGCUUUAAUGUUUCAAGCCGUACAAUGUGGCAUAAAAUUGAAAGAGUCAGUUUAGAAUCAUUUGGCUCCAUGUGACGGUAAUUGAAGGGUUAAAUUUUGCACUCAAAAAAAUUUGUUAUUAAAAAACUAAAACUUCCGGGGUUUUUCAGAGAGUUAACAUCACACAAUCAAAGAAAAAACUUUAAAAAAAUACCGCCAAUAUAGCCAGUGAAAAAGUAUAAAAUUCAAUAAGAAAUCAUUAGCAAAAACUAAAAAAUUAUUUUCUUGAGAAAUACGAGUACACUGAUUUAAUUUGGCUUGUAGUGACUACUCCGAAAGAGUGAAAAAGGUAGCGAGAGAGAGAGAAUGAGGAGAUAGAGCGAUAUAUACUCAUUCUCUGUUUUGUGGAACUUCCAACGUGUACUAUAGAUAACGACAUAAAAGAAAGGAGAAAAAAUACCUACUUAUGAAGAAGUUAGAAGUGCUUAGCUGGAAGAAAUUUUAAGUAAUAUAAUUUAGUAAACGUUUCAUUCAAGCUCCAUCUAUUUAUUCUAUAUCACAAAAAUUUAAUUUGUUAUUAUCAAAUAACGAAAGAAACUAAGAUGGCUACUCUAAAGGAAGAAAAUGUGUAUAAUGUCUUAAGAAUAAAUGAGAACGUACGUUACACAGUUUUCUAGAACGACGUUCUCUGAACUCUGAGAGCGAGUUAGAGGUUUGAGUGAGCCAACGCUAAUGUGACGUCAACCAAACAGCUGAUUUCUCGAACGCUUUGAUAGAUAAAUACCUGAAAUUUCAUUUAUAUGAACUCUCUUAACACUGGUGAGAAUCAUUAAACUAUCGACGAAUAAAUUAAAUUACUUUAAAGAGUUGCCACAGAUCACAAAAUUAAAUGUUUUGAAAAUUUUGUGGUAUGCAAAAAUGUUUGUAAAUAUUUUUAUUAACUCAUUUUGUCAUUUUAAAUUAAAAACAAAUUUAAUUUUUUUAGAUUUUUUUUAAAUUAAAAAAAACUUUUUAAUUUUGGUUUUUUCAUGUAUUUUUUAAACGAAAAAAUCUUAUUUGAAGUUUGCCAUUAACCUAACCUCAACUUACACAUACACAAACUAGAACAACUUUCAACUUAUCACAAUAAAAAAGGCAACAAUUAAAGGUUGAUGAACUAUUUACAAAAAAUUUUGAAAACAAAAAAUAGUUAUAAACUAACAACUAGCAGUGAAAAAAAAAUACUUAUAAAACAAUAAAAAAUUAAAAUAUUAAAAAUAAUAAACAUUAUUAUAAUGAUCACGUGUAAUUUUUUAAAGUGCAGUAAAACUUGAAUGAGUUCUGAGUGCAAGGACACUCAAAAAACUACGAAAAAAUUUAAAAUAAAAAACACUCUAUAUACACUUUAAUAUACUUGAGGUUGUAGGCUUAAGAUUGAACAUUUAAAAAAUAAUUCAAAAUAACUAAACACUGGAAUAAUUUAAUUAUAAAAAAAAAAGUUACUAAAUUAAGCAAAUCUACAAACAAUAAACAAAUACACUUGAAAAAAUAGCAUUAAAUUAGUUUAGAAAUUACACAUUUAAAAUUUUUGAACGGUAACAUUAGUGUAGUUGUAGUUUACGAGAGUUACGAAAAUGAAAGUUACAUAAAUUACAAGCUGCGAAAAGUGCGAAAACAGUGCAGUUGCCGUGCUCAGAGCGCGAUUUGCAGAGAGAGGUGGGAUGUGUAUAAAGUAACUGUUUUUUGUGUGUAUACCAUAAUGAUAAAGCAUUAAAUAAAAAUUUACUGAAAUUAGUUAUGCAAUUUUAA
Molecule: messenger RNA, 4435 nt
Organism: Bactrocera oleae (olive fruit fly)
Lineage: Eukaryota; Metazoa; Arthropoda; Insecta; Diptera; Tephritidae
Source: RefSeq, a predicted model, not a curated record